GUGUUCAGGGAGGGAGGACUGCCCACAGUCAAGGCUGCUCCCUGUGCUGGGACCUCCAGAAGUUUCUGGCUUUGGGUAACUGGACAACUAACUCAGUGGUGCUGGGCCCUGGGCACGUGACUGAUCUAGUACUGCUGUCAUGGGAAAGGGAGUGUCCAUUAGGCAACUGGGCUCACCCUGGGUCUUUUGGAGUCCACCCUUUAGCUGCACAAAUUCACACCAAGUUGCUGACGCUGGAAGUGGCUUAACAGUUAUUCCUUCCACAGAACCUUAGUAUGUCAAGAAGUAUCCAGGAGGAAGGUCAGCUGAAAUUCAGCCAAUAGGCUUAUCCCAGACAGGUCAAAGGUGUGAGGUUGGGGGUACUCCUCUCUCUUUUCCCACCCCCACUUUCUUCACACUUGCCUGUGGCUAAGGCCCUGUCUUGGGUCACAUCCUGAGUCUGGGCACCAGGAGUCCCCUGUUUGGGGAGUGGAGGGGAAGUAACUAAAUAGGAGGGAGGACCCUCACUGAACUGCCAGCUUGCAGGCUGGCCAGAGUAGGUGAGGACUGUGCCUUGUCAAGAACACUGAGGUAUGUGGAGGGAUUACCUACAGUGACCAGCAUGUCCUAGUGUCGUGUGGAUUUUGCCACUGGAUGAAGGGGAAAGACAGUUAUGGAGGGAGGCAGUUCCAGCAGGCAGUUUUCUUGUUAGAAAUGAGGCCCCUGUCUGGCAGGGUGCCCAAAGGAUGCAACUUAGGAGGGGACAGGGGAGAGCCACCAUCCCCCAGAGGGCACCUUCUCACUCCCCCAUACACCAAAGGCCUCGAACACAGCAGGGGAGGACACAGGCAACAUGGCCCCUCCUAGCUUCUCCUCAGGACUCCUGCUGCACAGAUGCGAGGUCGCUGGACUGUCCUCCCUGAUCCUUAGGUUUUCGGGGCCUGGGGACUCUAACCGGUUCCUGGGCAGCACAAAUGCCAGCUGUGUUGGGGUUGAAGAGGAGGAGGCGCCAGACAUCGACAUUUACCACUGCCCGAACUGCGAGAAAACCCACGGCAAGUCCACCCUCAAGAAGAAGCGGACUUGGCACAAACAUGGUCCAGGGCAGACGCCAGAUGUGAAGCCUGUGCAGAAUGGCAGCCAGGUCUUCAUCAAGGAGCUGCGGAGUCGGACCUUCCCCAGUGCUGAAGAUGUGGUGUCCCGUGUGGCAGGCAGCCAGCUCACACUGGGCUACAUGGAGGAGCAUGGCUUUACCGAGCCCAUCCUUGUCCCCAAGAAAGAUGGGCUGGGCCUGGCUGUUCCGGCCCCCACGUUCUACGUCAGUGAUGUAGAGAACUAUGUGGGGCCAGAGCGGAGCGUGGACGUGACCGAUGUCACCAAGCAGAAGGACUGCAAGAUGAAGCUGAAGGAGUUUGUGGACUAUUACUAUAGCACCAACCGCAAGCGGGUCCUCAACGUCACCAACCUUGAGUUCUCCGACACCAGAAUGUCCAGCUUCGUGGAGCCACCUGACAUUGUGAAGAAGCUGUCCUGGGUAGAAAAUUACUGGCCUGAUGACGCAUUGCUGGCCAAGCCUAAAGUGACCAAGUACUGCCUGAUCUGUGUGAAGGACAGCUAUACCGACUUCCAUAUCGACUCUGGGGGCGCCUCUGCCUGGUACCAUGUGCUUAAGGGGGAGAAGAUCUUCUAUCUCAUCCGGCCAGCCUCCGCCAACAUCUCCCUAUAUGAGCGGUGGCGGUCAGCCUCGAACCACAGCGAGAUGUUCUUUGCCGACCAGGUGGACAAGUGUUACAAGUGCACCGUCAAGCAGGGCCAGACCCUCUUCAUCCCCUCAGGCUGGAUUUAUGCCACGCUCAGCCCCGUGGACUGCCUGGCCUUCGCGGGACAUUUCCUCCACAGCCUGAGUGUGGAGAUGCAGAUGAGGGCAUAUGAAGUGGAAAGAAGGUUGAAACUGGGCAGCUUGACUCAGUUUCCCAACUUUGAAACUGCCUGCUGGUACAUGGGGAAGCACCUGCUGGAGGCAUUCAAAGGUUCUCACAAAUCUGGGAGACAGUUACCCUGUCAUUUAGUCCAAGGAGCUAAAAUUCUUAAUGGUGCUUUCAGGUCAUGGACGAAGAAGCAGGCUUUGGCGGAGCAUGAGGACGAACUCCCUGAGCACUUCAGACCCUCGCAGCUCAUCAAGGACCUGGCCAGAGAGAUCAGGCUCAGUGAGAGCGCCUCCAAAGUCAUCCGAGCAGAAGUGAACGCCGUCGCCUCCGCCGAUGAGAUCUGUGAUGGGGACCGGGAGAAGGAAGAACCUCCGUCUCCCAUUGAGGCCACCCCCCCUCGAUCCCUCCUGGAGAAAGUGUCUAAAAAAAAGACUCCCAAGACUGUGAAGAUGCCUAAGCCAUCCAAAAUCCCCAAGUCCCCAAAGUCCCCUAAGCCCUCGAAGGCCCCCAAAGCUCUGAAGCUCAAGGAUGGAGGCAAGAAGAAAGGGAGGAAGUGCCGGGAGUCAGCCUCGCCCACCAUCCCCAACUUGGACCUGCUGGAGGCCCACACCAAGGAGGCGCUGACCAAGAUGGAGCCACCCAAGAAGAGCAAGGCCCCAAAGAGUGCCCUGAGUGUUCCCAACAAGGACACGGUCCACACACAGAAUGAUGUAGAGAGGCUGGAAAUCCGUGAGCAAACUAAGAGCAAGUCAGAGGCCAAGUGGAAGUACAAGAACAGCAAACCUGACUCCUUACUGAAGAUGGAGGAGGAACAGAAGUUGGAGAAGUCACCCCUGGCCGGAAACAAGGACAAGUUCUCCUUUUCUUUCUCCAACAAGAAACUCCUGGGCUCCAAGGCUCUCAGGCCGCCCACGAGCCCUGGUGUGUUCGGGGCCUUGCAGAACUUCAAGGAGGACAAGGCCAAGCCCGUGCGGGAUGAGUAUGAGUAUGUGUCUGAUGACGGGGAACUCAAGAUCGACGAGUUUCCCAUCAGGAGGAAGAAGAAUGCCCCGAAAAGGGACUUGUCCUUCUUAUUGGACAAGAAGGAGGUGCUUCCCACGCCUGUCACAAAGCCAAAGCUGGACUCAGCGGUGUACAAGCAGAGCGAUGACUCCUCAGAUGAGGGCUCGCUGCACAUCGACACGGACACCAAGCCCAGCCGCAACGCCAAAGUCAAGAAGGAGAGCGGGAGCUCUGCAGCCGGCAUCCUGGACCUGCUGCAGGCCAGUGAGGAGGUCGGGGCGCUCGAGUACACCCCCAACAGCCAGCCCCCUGCCUCCCCCAGCACACAGGAGGCCAUUCAGGGAAUGCUGUCCAUGGCCAACCUCCAGGCCUCUGACUCCUGCCUGCAGACCACGUGGGGUGCUGGCCAGCCCAAGGGCGCUUCGCUGUCGGCCCAUGGUGCCCGGAAGAACGGGGGCGGAGGCAAGAGCACGGGCAAGCGGCUGUUGAAGAGGGCCGCCAAGAACAGUGUGGACCUGGAUGACUAUGAGGAGGAGCAGGACCACUUGGACGCCUGCUUCAAGGACUCCGACUAUGUUUACCCCUCACUGGAGUCUGACGAAGACAACCCUGUCUUCAAGUCUCGGUCAAAGAAGAGGAAAGGCUCGGACGAUGCUCCCUACAGCCCCACAGCAAGGGUCGGCCCAUCAGUGCCGAGGCAGGACAGGCCUGUGCGUGAGGGGACCAGAGUGGCCUCCAUCGAGACCGGGCUGGCAGCCGCUGCGGCUAAGUUGUCCCAGCAGGAGGAACAAAAAAGCCGGAAGAAGAAGAGCACCAAAAGGAAGCUGCCUUCUAACACUGCCUCUGCCCCCACCUCCACCUCCACCUCCGCCUCCGCCUCCGCCUCCGCCUCCGCCUCCACAGGCAGCACCUCUGCCUCCACCACGCCAGCCUCCACCACGCCGGCCUCUACCACCCCGGCCUCCACCACCCCGGCCUCUACCAGCACAGCCAGUAGCCAGGCUUCACAGGAGGGCAGCUCGCCUGAGCCCCCACCUGAGUCACACAGCAGUAGCCUGGCCGACCAUGAGUACACAGCAGCUGGCGCCUUUGCAGGGACCCAGGCUGGCCGCACCUCCCAGCCCAUGGCCCCCGGAGUCUUUCUCACACAGAGACGGCCUUCUGCGUCAUCCCCCAACAACAACACUGCUGCCAAAGGAAAACGGACAAAAAAGGGCAUGGCCACCGCGAAGCAGAGGCUUGGAAAAAUUUUGAAAAUUCACCGGAAUGGAAAACUGCUCCUUUAAAGUCUGGAAAGCCAGGAUCCUUCUGCUCUGCUCAGGACCCCCCGGAGCCCCGCUAAAACAUCAGCGCCCCACCCCAAGGAGGGUGGCCAGCUGCCUCACCCAGGGAGGGCCUCACCUCCUCCCAGCCACCACUCCCCCCAAAAGAGCGUCUGUCCCUUGAGCAGGCGGAGUGAGCUGAGAGUGGCCGUCCCUCGUUUUGAAUAUGGACGUCCUUUCUCAAAUUGCUUAGAGUGACCAGUUUCUGAAAAGCGGCCCUACCAGUUUGAGGACCAUUCCAGUUUCAGGACAGCCUCCAGGCACCACAGAGCGUGGGUUUGAUUGCAGGGUCUUUGCAGCUCUGCUGGGAUCAUGAGUCCUUCAAGGAAGGUGGAGUGAGCCAAUGCUCGCCAGCCCCCAGAGUCUGAGCUGGCCACAGGCUGGUAGCCUCCAAAGGCUUAAAACAAGGCAAAGAACACAGAAUGAGGAGGAGCACGUGGGAUAUUUAUGUGCCCCCUUCCCAUCUCUUCCCGAGUGAUUCUCAGACAGUUCCGCAGAGCACUCAGCGGUCAAGGAGAGGUCUGCCCCGAGCUCCCCAUCUGGCAGGUGGCAGGCUGGGCAGUGGGUGUUAACUCUCUGAAUGCCCAGAGACACCUCUCUGGGAGGCUAGGAUCAGCAGCUGGGUCGGGGAGUCAGUGGGUUGGAGGAGCCAUCGGGGAGUUCCCCAGGGAAGGGUGAGGGCUCAGCCACACCUUGGGGUCCAGGGGACCCAGGCCAAGCCACAUGGAAGGGCCCUGUCCAGCUCUGCUGGCCACACUCUGGAGAAGCACUUCUCAGCCAAGGCCCCCUGCCCUGAGAUCGCAGAGCGGGUGGUGGCCAGGUGGCUUGAGCACGCACGGACAGGCACUUGUCUGCUCACGGUGUGGGCCCGUGGCGCAUGAGCGUGGGCUACCCCUGGAUGGUGUGUGUCUGCCCACUGACACCAAGGGGCUGGGUUUGUUUCUCAGGCAAUCCUGUAUUUUAAUUUUAGAUGUAUUUCCUGAGGCAUAUUUUUCAUAGAAUGUAGCGUGUAAAUAGCUUUUUAAAUGACUUCUUUUUUAUAAGAGUAAAAGUAUCUAGGAAUUUCUUUCUAUAGGGUCCUUCAUUAACCUUUCUACGAGUUUUUUGCCGACUCUGACGGACAGUUGGGUUACAUUUUCCUUUGUCCUUCUUUCCUGUUGUUAUUAUUCUUACUCUUAUUUUUCUUUUAGGAACUAAGGUAUUGCCUGAAAAACAAGUGGCUGAAAAACAAGAGAGCCUUAUACUCUGUCUCUACAGAAGCCAACAGCACACAGGACAUCUGUUUUCAGACACGUUUCGAAGACGAGUCUUCAACUCUCAUACCAGCUCUUUGUUUCCUUCUUGUAUGACGACGGGCGGGGAUUCAGUUAUUUUACUAGCACCUUGUGAAGUGUUUCUGUGUUUUGUGAUGCUGUAAUUUAUUAAUGUUUGUAGCUUUUUAUAUUUGUACAUUUCUUACGAGCUUUGUUUAUACGCCCAUCCCCUGCGUGUUUUGUUCAUGAGGAGAGGCAGCUUGGUUGGAGGCCUUAUAAGCUCCCACGUACUGUGAGCAGGGACACCACCGUCCCCAGGGCCCGUGGCCGGGCGGGGGAGUCUCACGGCCCCAGGCUACUCAGACUGGUGUUUUUAAAGUUUCCUUUCCCCUGUCCUGUGACCAUUUAUAUAAUCUAACCCGGGCAUCAAGCUGUUCUCUCUCUCUCUUUCUCUCUCUCUCUCUCCCUCUCUCUUUUUAAUUUUAUUAUUAUUUUGGCAACAUGUACAUUUCUAACAAAGUUUAUCGUGGCUAUUAAAGUGUUUUAUU
Molecule: messenger RNA, 6032 nt
Organism: Castor canadensis (American beaver)
Lineage: Eukaryota; Metazoa; Chordata; Mammalia; Rodentia; Castoridae
Gene: Phf2
Product: PHD finger protein 2
Source: RefSeq, a predicted model, not a curated record